UAUUUGCAAUCUUCGCAAACAAAACAAACAUUUUGAAAGUAUUUUGUUUGGGAUUCAUUUAAAAAUUCACGGUGUUUUACCGUUGGCAGGGUAAAAAAAUGUAAAUCAACAAAAUCUAAUUUGUUUAUUUGCUAAGAAACCGGCCAAUUAAAUAACUGACGUAAUCGAGCCGUGACAACAUCGCUUUUAUUGAUACAGGCCAUGUCUUACAAGAUUUUCUAGUAAAUAUUAAAGUUCAGAUUUAACCUUACAAAUCUCCUUUCACGUAAUAUGGUGAAUGUUGUCUAUCGGCGCAUCAGUUAAGACCGUUGAGUUGUUAAAACUGGACUUCAUUAAAACGAAAUGAACGACCCCUGGGAUGUAAAAUCUGUAAGGCAAUCUGGACAAUAUAUGUCCUGCAUGAAGAUAAAUGGCGUACCGCUCCUGCCCCCUGUUUUCAUUUUCAUGGCAGUGGUGCUGGGCAUAGGUUUACUUCCUGAGGAAAUAAGACUGCCAUAUAUCAAUCCUAACAUACAAGCAAGUUCAAAUUACUGGACCUCACAGUUGUCGAAAGAAUGCCGUAAAGAAAUGCAGUACUACAAGUUAUUGGCUAAAGAAGUGGAGAAACGAAUACUCCUCCUGAAGACAUUUAUAUCUUGCAGUGAUUCAGAUGCCAGCGAAGAUAAGACUGAUGCACCGGAAAUACCUGAAUCCGAACAAAACUAUGAACUACCAGUAGAAGAAUUAGUAUCUGUUAAUAAUGAAAAAAUUUUAGGUGAUACUGAAAAAUCUUCAAAUAGAUCAAUAACAAAUUCUCCCAAACUCAGUUCACUUUCAAGUAACAACUCGGAUAAAUUAUGUUCCAAUUUCACACCAAUUACAGAUACAGCAUUAAAUGAGUCAUCAAAAUUAGUAAUUGAUGUAAGUUUAAGUUUUAGCCACACGGAUGAAACAACAUUGCAUGGAAAUAAAACAUUACCACAAGAUACACCUACAGAUUUACCUGAACAUGAUAAUGAAAAACCUACAAAAGAAAACAAACCUGAUUUCAAACUUGAAAGUGAUAAAGAGCUAUCUUCAAAUAAGUCUAAUUUUGGAAUCAAUAAUAAAAGUGCUACAAUGGAUAAUUUCUACAUUGAUGGACCAUCAUCACUUGGUGCAAAAAGCUUUACAGGUUCCCUUAAUGAUAUACAUAAAGGAAGUGAGAAAACUUCCGAAAAUAAUCCAUUAAUAAGACAAAGAUCAUACACUGUACUGACUCCAAGUCCUAUGCUGCUAGCUCAUUUGCAGAUACAAUCUCUCAGCACCGGUGUAGAGGUGGCGGCGAUAUCAAUGAGCGAGUCGCGCUCCAAUCUAACUUCACCUAACAAAAAACGUAAAAGCUGGGACUUAGAAACGGCUAAAGCCACAUGGUCAAACAUGGCAUUGGAGUUGAAGAAAAACAAUAUUGUAAUUAAUGUAGCUUUAGACGGAAAUAAUGAUAUAAAAUGCAACGGAACUAAAAAGCGCAUUUUGUCCAGAUCAGUCGACAAAUCUAAAAGACAGUCAGUUCCGCGAUCCAGAUCGGCAGCUUCUGAAAAAACUCGAUACAGCAAUCUAAAUUCCAAACCAUCAAUUCAGUCUGCACCAAUAAAUAAAAAUCACAAAUCUCGAAAUCCAAAUAAAAAUGUAAAUGAUAAAACGAUUUCCCAUCAAAAAACACAGGAACCUAAGUUACCGACACCACAAUUGGCCACCGAGAGUGAUGACCCCGACCCUGCUAAACGUGUGAGAGAACUUUACGAGAGGAUACAAAAACAGCAGCUCAUACAAAUGGCAACACUUGUUGAAAAACAGAAAAAGGAACAAAUCCUUUUGCAGCAGGUUUUCGAAGAGCAAAACAAUUUGCUAUUUAAUCAGUUGAAAACGAUUUGCCCAAAGUCACCUGGCGAAAUGAAGAAAGCUUGGAUUGACAAAAACGAAACACCAGAGCGAGGACCCGUCAGUCUCAGCCAGUUAAUCACCCCCAAACCUCCGGAACCGACUAUCCGCGAUAGCCCUGUGUCUACCACAUUGACAGAUACCAACAAUUACUUAAAUCAUUGUGAUAAUGUAUUGAAAAAGAGCAGGGAUAUAACUAGCAGUCUAAAAAAACAGCCUACGGAAUUUAAGAUUGAAGAUAAUUCAAAAACUGCCAAAGGUGAAGUCGAAAAGAUAAGGACACGUUCACCUACGAACAGAAACACUUCUAGAAAGUUAAUAUACGACACGAGCGCGUCCUCCGACCGCGAAUACGACCUCAUAUUGACGGACCGCACGAACGACACCAUGGCAGACCUGAACGUCACCUUCCCUUCGGACAACAGUGAGGAUAUCCGUCCAGCGAGCCAGCUCGACGUAGAAAAUAUACGUGAUGAAGAAAGAAUCGAUCACGACAUGUCACUUACGGCCAAAGAUGAACCAAAAGCCACCGAUCGCGCCAUAAAAAGCGUAGAAGAUUCGAUAAAGAAUUCCAUUCUCGACGUUCGGGCGCGACUUCUUAAAAAAGAUCUCUUUCGUGCUCCUACUGCCCAAGAGCGCGCGGCGGCGACUAGGAUAGUAGCGUACGCGAAAGGUUACCUGGUGCGCCGGCUGCUGCGCACGGAGCGCGUGCAGGCCACCGUGCAGACCAUCCGCGACGCGCUGCUGUGCGCGCUGCAGCUGCACCAGGAGCGCGCCGGCAUCCGCGGCCCCGACGUCGACCUGCACCGCCGCCUCAUACAGCAGAUAACAGCGGCGUGCUACUCGCUGCACGAGACGUUCAUAACGAGCUCUGCGGCGGAGCGGUGCGCGCUGCUGGCCGCCGACCGCGCCCGCCAGCGCGCGCUCGCCCUGCGCGCCUCGCCGCGACACUACCGCCCCACUGACGUAAUGUCGCAGUCUCACUCGGGGUCGUUCGGGUCGCGCGCGCGCCGCGCCUCGCCCGCCGCCGCCAUGUCGCACUCCAGCCACGAGAGCUUUAGCGGCGACAAGUCUGGUCUGCGUGCGCGGUGCGUGGGCAGCCCGCGCCGGCGGCCGUGGCGCUGACCGCGGGGGCCGCGCCCCGGGUGCUUCGCCCUCUGCUGGCCGCACCCCCCGCCUGCGCACCUCUGACCCCUACACUAGCCAUAAGACGCUGCAAAAUUGUAUGAGCUUAUUCUUUUAUUGCCUUAUUUAUUGGCCAUUUUAAAAAUGCGUUUAAUUAAAUAUGUAUUCCAAUGUGUAACAAAAAUUGCAUUUGAUAUUUUUUACAUAACUUACACUAUUAUAAAGGUGUUUAAUUUGGCAAAUUGUAUUGCAUAAGAUACAUUAUGGCAAAGCAAAAAAAAAGUAUAAUAAGAAAACAUAACUACCCACAUAACUGUGGGUUAUUGAAGCACUUGUCUAAUUUGGUAACUCAAUAUCUCUGAGAAUACUAUCAUAAUUAUCUGCAGUGUAAAUUCACGUAAAAUAACGGUAUUUGGACUGUAAGUGAUAAAUUUAGGUUGUAAAGCGCGAAGCUUCCAAAGCCGAGGUGCCUGGUUUAUAUUAAAGUGUGGUUGUGUUGUGUUGCCAGUUUAUGAUACAAUGAGAUUAUUUCCAAUAAAAUACUUUAGUAUACAAGCUUUUUUACUGUUUUGUAAUUCACAUAUUUGAUAUUUUUCGCGGAAUAUUACUGUUUACUGUAAUAAGAUUGUAGUCAUUAGAGGUAAUUUUUUUAAUCGUGAUUUACUUUAAAUGUAUCUUAACAUAUAUUUUUUAAUACAAUAAUUCAAGUACUAAUUAACCAAGUGAGGCAAAUGUUAUCCUUACGAUGAGUUUCGACUUUGUUUUUUAAAAAAACGACAUGUGUUAUUGUAAGAAGUAUUUAUGUAACAGCAAGCUUUUGCCGAUAGUAUUCUUAACUGCUUAAAAUGUAUUUUUAUGUAUUCAUUUUUUAUAAAAAUUUCUGUCCACACUGUUGUAAAAGUGCCUUUUUCUGUUCUAAUUGUUCUAUAGAAUAAAUUGUAGUCACAUUCCAAAACCACAAACUGUGUAUGGUGUAAGCAGAAAGUCAAAAAAUACAGGAAUUUAAAAAUUAAGAAUAAAUUAAUCUGCAGCCACUAUUUUGUGUUAAAUGUAAACAAGACUAUGUAUUUGU
Papilio polytes (common Mormon) is the source of this 4096-nucleotide messenger RNA. RefSeq lists its product as uncharacterized. Gene Ontology annotation, biological process: centriole replication; centrosome duplication; regulation of cytokinesis. The record is from RefSeq and is a predicted model, not a curated record. Gene Ontology annotation, cellular component: centriole. The coding region runs from base 343 to 3024 and encodes 893 amino acids. NCBI's taxonomy places the organism in Eukaryota, Metazoa, Arthropoda, Insecta, Lepidoptera, Papilionidae. Gene Ontology annotation, molecular function: protein binding. The transcript has 7 exons.